Molecule: messenger RNA, 2041 nt
Organism: Cuscuta epithymum
Lineage: Eukaryota; Viridiplantae; Streptophyta; Magnoliopsida; Solanales; Convolvulaceae
Source: the annotation of a GenBank genome assembly
CAGGUGGGUGCAAAAAAACAGGGGAAAAAAUUGGAGCCUACACUAUCCUGGAUGUGGAUGUUCCAAUGCUUGCUGGAUUGGCUAAUACCGAUGGUCCUCUCUAUCUAGAAUAGCUGACCUCUUUCAAAUCGAUGAAACUGAUAGCGAUUCUGAAGGCUCACAGUGUCAUUAGAGCAUUACGUCAAACAGUUGUCAUAUCUCCUUCCAAUGCUAAACUCCAUUUCAGUUUCUGCACCCAAGUUCCAACUUCGUCUCUCGGUUCAGAAACAGAGGAUGUGCAUAAUGUAUUGAAAGAAGAAAGUGAAGAAGACGAUAAGGAAUCAGAAUUAAAGAGCUUGAGUUGGAGGAUAGAAAACUUGCCCAGAGCAGAGCCGGUUGGGCCAGCUUUCCAAAGCUGGAUGGGCGAUGGCUUUCCCAUCCACAGAGGCCAUAUCUUCCAUACCAUAAACCGCUUGCGCAGGCGCAAGUCCACAAAACGCGCUCUGGAGGUUCAAUUUCUAUCUUUUCUCUUUGCUUUCUCCCUUCCUAUGAUUGUACACCAACUGUUUGACAAAAUCACUCAAACGAAUGUUUGCCAACAAUUUGGCAGGUGAUGGAAUGGGUUAUAAGGGAGAAGCCAUACAAGCCGAAGGAGCUAGAUUAUUCGUAUUUAUUGGAAUUCACUUCUAGAUUUCAUGGGGUAUCUCAAGGUGAAAGUUUGUUCUCCCGAAUUCCCUCCAAAUUGCAAAAUGAUUUACUCUACAACAAUCUAGUGCUUGUUUGCUUGGAAAGAGGGAUGAUCAGACUCUCACUAGCAUACAUGAAGAAAAUGAGAGAGCUUGGCCAUCAGAUAUCACAUCUAGUUUUUAACCGCCUUAUCAUUCUCCAUGCUUCCCCUGGACGAAGAAAAUGUAUACCGAAAAUCCUAACUCAGAUGAAAGCCGACAAGGUGACUCCGCAUGUUUCCACCUUUAAUAUUCUGCUAAAGAUUGAAUCUAAUGAUCACAACAUUGAAGGCUUGCUCAAAGUGUUUAAUGAUAUGAAGAGAGUCAAGGUUCAACCUAAUGAGGUAACAUACUGCAUUUUAGCUACUGCCCAUGCUGUGGCAAAGCUGUAUACAGUGUGUGAAACUUAUGUUGAAGCUAUUGAGAAGUCUGCAACUGGUAAGAACUGGUCUACCUGGGACAUUCUUGUUAUAUUGUAUGGGUAUUUAGGCAAACAAAAGGAGCUGGAGAGGACAUGGGGAAUCAUCCAAGAACAUCGCCAGGUUACGUCUAAGAGCUUCAUGUUGGCUAUUGAAGCAUUUGGGAGGAUUGGAGAUCUAAACAGAGCCGAAGGACUGUGGUUGGAAAUGAAAUCAGAAAAGGGUUUGAAAUCAAUUGAUCAGUUCAACUCGAUGAUAGCGGUGUACUGUCGGCAUGGUCUGGUCACAAAAGCAACUAUGCUGUAUAAAGAGAUGGGGGCAUGUGGGUUGAAAGCAAAUUCCAUAACUUUCCGACAUCUUGCUUUAGGUUGCUUAAAAGCCGGACUAAUGAAGGAAGCCAUGAAAACUCUGGACCUUGGGAUGGAUAUGACUACAAGCAUAAAGGUCAAAAGGUCGACUCCAUGGCUAGACACUACUCUUUCAAUAAUUGAAAUUUUGGCAGAUAAUGGGGAGCUCGAAAUGGUAGAGAAGUUGUUUGAAGAACUGAAGAAAGCAAAAUAUAUAAGGUACACAUUUGUGUACAAUGCAUUGAUUAAGGCAUAUGUGAAGGCAAAUGUAUAUGAUCCCAAUCUUCUAAAAAGGAUGGUGUUAGGAGGGGCCAGGCCAGAUUCUGAGACUUACAGUUUACUAAAGCUCAUUGACCAAUUCAAAACUUGACGCUAAUUGUGGAUGCAUGUUCUCAUCUGUUACUCAUGUUAUUUAUCUUCUUUUUUUGGGUGAUUGCAUUGCUAAUGGGAAACAAUUGUUGAUACAUAUUGUGUUCCACCUUUAUAUUAUAUUGCAGAGAAAAUUAUAGAUUUUGUUGUUGCUGAGAGAAAUAGAUUAUGAAGUGAAAGUUUGCUAUUGAAUUGUUUGGAA